This is a messenger RNA of Astyanax mexicanus (Mexican tetra), 1082 nucleotides long. RefSeq names its product guided entry of tail-anchored proteins factor 1 (gene get1). NCBI's taxonomy places the organism in Eukaryota, Metazoa, Chordata, Actinopteri, Characiformes, Acestrorhamphidae. The record is from RefSeq and is a predicted model, not a curated record. The transcript has 7 exons. Bases 304 to 726 code for a protein of 140 amino acids. Gene Ontology annotation, biological process: tail-anchored membrane protein insertion into ER membrane.
GAUUCCACGUACAACUGGCUCGUGGUGCUUAGCUCUGUGUUUCUGUGUAAUCUCGUUAAAACAUUCCUGCCGUCUAUUUCCUCCUUUCUUGCCAUCAGCUGCAGGAGCCCUGAAAAAUCGAGAAGUGUAUAGCUGCAGCCUGGAGCACCUCCAAAGGGGAGGAACAUACCUCCAAACAGGCGGAGCCUACAUCCAAGUAGGCUGGUGCUUGGUGUUACGCGCCGGAGCCGUGGUGAGAGAGGUCUCGCGCACAAACGCUCCCAGUCUCCAGCCCUAUACUGUUGGUGGACUUCCCACUUGGAGAUGUUAAAGGUUCUUCAAAAAGAUGCAGAGCAGGAAAUGGAAAUGCGAACAGAAAUCCAGAACAUGAGACUAGAGCUCUCUACUAUAAGCAUGAUGGAUGAGUUUGCCAGGUAUGCCAGACUGGAGCGUAAGAUCAACAAAAUGACAGACAAGUUAAAGACUCAUGUAAAAUCAAGAGCUGCUCAGCAGGCUAAAAUCAAAUGGAUUGUCAACAUAAUUUUCUACAUUCUUCAAGCAGCUCUAAUGGUCUCACUCAUUUGGAAAUACUAUGCUGAUCCUGUCACUGUGGUGCCCAGUAAGUGGAUUUCUCCACUGGAGCGACUUGUAGCGUUUCCUUCUGGAGUUGCAGGUGGUGUGGGGAUUACCUGCUGGUUAGUUGUCUGCAACAAAGUGGUGGCCAUUGGACUUCAUGCUGUUAGUUAACUGUUAUUUUAAGCUAAUAUAAGUGGUCAUUAUCUGUGAGCAGGGUCUCAACAAAUGUCCAUCACAUUUGUGCAAGUUGUGCUAUAAAGGAUUUACCGUGUCAUUUGCUAAAGGCACUGUCUUUGCCCUCAUUUCCCCCUCAAGUCAAGGGGCAGCUUCACUGUUCUUUUACAAUAGCUGUUGAGAAAAUUUGAUUGCAUCUUGUAGUAAAAAGCAGUACUGUACCCAUUAUUGUCAAUCUUAUGUAUUUUUCACAUUUUCCUUUUUCUGGUGAUGGCUCAUUGAAUAUAUUACACUGUGCUUAUAUUUUAACAACUAAAAAUAUUGUUCCUGAAUAAACAGCCAUUAUAAAUAUG